Anopheles nili is the source of this 3857-nucleotide messenger RNA. RefSeq lists its product as uncharacterized. The transcript has 7 exons. Gene Ontology annotation, cellular component: cytoplasm; nucleus. The coding region runs from base 1 to 2922 and encodes 973 amino acids. NCBI's taxonomy places the organism in Eukaryota, Metazoa, Arthropoda, Insecta, Diptera, Culicidae. Gene Ontology annotation, molecular function: poly(ADP-ribose) glycohydrolase activity. The record is from RefSeq and is a predicted model, not a curated record. Gene Ontology annotation, biological process: regulation of DNA repair; nucleotide-sugar metabolic process; carbohydrate metabolic process.
AUGGCGCUCGUGAUGUUACCGUGUGAUCUGCCCUGGUGGUCAAACGUGCAGAAAAAGCUAACACAGAUCGAAGAAGCCACCACACUAGACGGCGUGCUCGAGGUGAUGCAGAAGCUGCACGAGCUAUGCAACGUCAGCCUAGACCCAGACGAAGACGGCAAGGACACGUCGGUGUUCGAAGGCUUGCGACACUUCGUCGAGCGCACGAUGGACGAGCCGGAACGGGCGCACUUUCUGGGGCACACGAUCCGAGCACUAGCAAGGCACGCCCGCGGUCUCAAACAACAUCGGCCACCGCGUGGGCUCAGCUUCAGCCUGCAACAGCAAGCGGACAGCUGCGAGCUGAGCUACCGGCUGGUUGCGUCCCUGCUGGCCAACGCGUUCUUUUCGACAUUUCCAAAACGUACUGAAAAAACUCACCCCACGUUACAAGACUUUAACUUUACACACUUUUUUAGAGGUUUAGUAGACAACGCCGUGCAGCGGGCAAAGUUCCGCAGCUUCCUGCACUACUUCGACUGGCUGGAACGAGCUGGGCCGGCUUUAGAGGGCGCCUUACGUGUGUCUCGGCGCGUGAUGACCGGCCGGCAAUGGCUCACGAUCGAAGACUGGCUGGAGUGUGAGCUACCCUUGUGUGACGUCGAGAUCCGACACGAGGGAAAACUGGACAAAGCCGAUCCGGAUGCGAUGCAGACGGUGUUCGCAAGCGCUCGACUCGGUGGCGACGUGUUAGCUGGUGGUGAUUCACAGGAAUCGCUUCAGUUCUGCACCUUUCCGGAGCUACUCGCCGUGCUGCUGUACGUGGAAGCGCUCGAGGAUAACGAAUCCCUGCAGGUGGAGCACGUGCGACACGUGGCGCGAGUUGUUGAUCCUCGCGCGAAAGCACCACGGUUAGAGUGCGUCACAGAACCUCGACCAACGAGCUUGUGUUGCAUCGACGCGGAGAACUAUCGGGCACUUCCCUCGCAGCAAUUCGAGGAGGAUGAUAUCCUGCGCGAGCUGAACAAGUGCCUGUUGGCGUUUCGUCAGAAUACGGCCUGUCCGGUGGGUGAACCGGCUGGUGGGAAAGCCACCGAGAGGCGAACCGGAGCCGGAUUGAAGCUGGAUCAGCUCGAGACGGUUUCGAGCAAGGGCCGAUUGUCACCGAUUGGCGAGCGUGAUAGGGAAGGCUCUACACCGGGCUCACCGGAUGUGUACACGACCAUCUUCAUCCGGCAGGCGACACCUAACUCGAAACGAUCGAGCAGCGAUUCGAACAAACUGGAGCGAGACAUCAACAAACGUCGAUCGUGGCUGUCUCCCGAGCGACCAAGUGCUCCGUCCGUGUGUUCUGGCUCGGGAUCUGGCCGGCGAGGGAAAUUCAUUAUCCUGGGAUCGUCCGGCGAGUGCCUGCCGGUGAAUAGGCAUCCACUGCGCAUCCCAGACGGUGCCUCACAGCAGCAGCAAGGAAUGGCCCGGCCAGCCUCACUGUCUAGUUGUGGGUCGAGUCAGGACGAGUUCCACAGUGCCAAGGAUAGCUUCGACGAGGACGAUGAGGAUGGGUUGCGAGCGCACGCGUACACAUCCGAGCUGGAUACGCCCGAGCGGAGGUACGAGUUUGCGCAAAAGUUGCGCCAAGCGUUGGAGCAGGAUCGUGCGAAUGGGCUCUCGGGAAGCACGGAGGAUAGCAGCUACGCCGUGGGGAUUAGUGUGGCUGGUUCGCAGAUCCGUGAUCAGGAUAUUCGCGUGCGACGUGGCGGGUCCUGUGGGUUCGUCCUCGAUGGUUCCAUGGACAGUAACUACGAUGAGCCGGAGUGGAGCGAUCAUCACGGGCAGUCGAGGACAGCACACGACGAAAGGACGACGAGUGGCCGGGUUCAACCGAAUGGAGGACUACAGCGCAAGGGCACGAACGAGUCGUCGAAGUACAGCUUUGACUCGGAUCUUGGCUCGGAGCUGGAGGAGGUGUACGAGAAGUUUGCCAAAUGGCUCGAGGAACCGAUCAGCACCGAUAAACCGAAGAAGCUGGAUGCCCGUGAUGAGGCGGUGCUAAAGUUCGCUAAUUCGCUGCUUAAGCGCACGCUCAGUGAAAGCUUCGUUGGCAUUCCGUUCACGGAGGAGUGUCUCGCGAGUGGGAAUGGAUCUGCAACCGGGUCGGCCAGUGGAGCAAGGCUUGGUGCUUCGGGCCGUGGUGCGACGGCUGGUGAGCUGGGUCAGAAGGACAAAAUACUGCUGCAGGUGCGAUCGCUGUCGUUGGAGUUGGCGAAGCAUAAGCACAAACUAGCCGCCCAGUUGUGCCACGAGUAUCUCGCACUGGAACCGGCCAAGCUAUUCAAAUGUCCCAACAUUCAGCUCACGCGCACCGACCACCGGAAGUUGCUGCACAAACUGCGCUCGACCCAGAGCGGAUCGGCCUGUUCGGUGGCGGAUCCGGCCACAGCUCCGGCGAAGGAAUCGCAGCCCGGACCACCGCAACCGAAGUUGGAGCGGCAAUCGUCCUUAAAGACGAAGCUGCUCCAGUACAAACCGAACUGGUCCGUCUCGUACUAUCAGGAUAUCAAGUGUGACGAUGUGGUGCUGAAGAUAUCGCAGCUCGCGCAGAAACGCACGUUGAACGUGAACCUGAGGCCUGUGGCCACCGGCAACUGGGGAUGUGGCGCUAGCAGGCGAGGUGACGUGCAGCUCAAGAUGGUGAUCCAGUGGAUGGCGGCCAGCGUGGCUGGACUGCCGUAUCUCAGCUACUACACUGCGGGGAACGAGAAGCUUUCAAAGCUCGACACGAUCUGCCGAGUGCUGAAGGAUCGCAAGUGGACUGUCGGGGAGCUGGCGGCGGCCACACUAAGCCACGCUCGAGACAUACUGGAGGAUCCGUUUUACUACAACAACGAUCGCAACUAUUGCAUGUUCUUCGAGAAGCUGAUCGGACUGGAGAAGGCCCACUGAGUGGAUGGUCGCAGCGCGGGACCGCGUGGGACACAAAAAAAAGACAAAUCACUUCCGUCUCUUCGUCCUGAGAGCAGGGACGCGCACGUUUUCUCCCUGGAAGUGAAACUUCAAAAGCAAUAAAAGAAUCUGUUUUUUGUUUUAAUAUGGAGAUGUGCCGAAGAUGUAUUCAUGGGGCUGGUCGGAGGGAGAAAACGGAACGCACCGUAGUAGUUUAGGAGAAGUAGCUAUCACUACGCUUUCAAAAGACGACAAAGUGAACGAUUGGCUGCAUUCAGCGGCCUGCGCUAGUAAUACCAAAAUAUGUACGCUUCGGGUGAAGAAAUGAUUCGAGCAGAAGAAGAGGAAUAGUCACAUGUCUUCCUUGGUGUGUAUGCGGAAUGCAGUUUGGGAGAAGUUUGUUAUUCGUUUUCCUAACGAACGAUUCAGCGCAAGAGGAAGCAUCUCUCUAACAUCUGCUGGGAAAAGGCUAAAGCAAUGGAUAACAAUAAGAUAAGGAGAAUGGGCAAAUGAUGGAUGUAAAAACCGAUCAAGAAAGCAUAUGACAUAGCACUGCGAUGAAACGAUUGAUUUCAUAUAUCUAGCUAGCCGCUAGGGGAACCAACAAAAUGACGCUUAUUUUGGAAGGAAAAUGUCACUAAAAUGUCCAAAAACCCGAAAGUUAUCAUUCAUACAUGAUCAUGUGCGGCAUUAUACCGUGAUGGUAGUAAACACUGUAAAUGAGCAGGUUAAGGAGGGUAGUUUAUUGUUCUUGUUGAAAGCGGUGUUCGUCGAUAGAGAGAUGGCACGAGGAGGAUGGUUAAGCUCGCAAAACAGCUGAUUUGCUACAACGAUAUCGAAGAACAAUGAUAAAAGAUGAGGGAAGGAAUUACACUGACAUUCAACAACUCAUAGGCCAAACCGACGCAGCGUGACAAAGAUUUUCAUAAGCAUAG